AUGAUCUUCAUCAUUACAAUCUUGUUGCUGGCCGCCGACUUUUACUACCUCAAGAACAUUGCGGGCCGGCGGCUGGUCGGCCUGCGGUGGUGGAACGAGGUCGACCCUUCGACGGGCGAGUCGCAGUGGGUGUUUGAGAGCCUGGAGCCGGGCACGCGGCAGAUCAACGCGACGGACAGCCGCUUCUUCUGGCUGGCGCUGUACGUGCAGCCGGUGUGGUGGGUUCUCAUGGCGAUCUUGGCGAUUAUACGGCUGCAGUUUUUGUGGCUGCCUCUUGUUGCGAUUGCGUUGGCUCUUACCAUCAUCAAUACGCUGGCGUUUUCUCGGUGCGACAAGUUUAGCCAGGCAUCGGAUUUCGCUGGUGGUGCCUUUGGAUCGGGCAAUCUGGCGGGCAGCAUUGCGAGCAACUUUGUCAGCCGCAUGUUCAGGUCGUAA
Molecule: messenger RNA, 435 nt
Organism: Trichoderma aggressivum f. europaeum
Lineage: Eukaryota; Fungi; Ascomycota; Sordariomycetes; Hypocreales; Hypocreaceae
Exons: 2
Coding region: 1-435 (144 amino acids)
Biological process (GO): vesicle-mediated transport; protein secretion
Cellular component (GO): Golgi membrane
Source: RefSeq, a predicted model, not a curated record